Cyphellophora europaea CBS 101466 is the source of this 1428-nucleotide messenger RNA. RefSeq lists its product as uncharacterized. The coding region runs from base 1 to 1428 and encodes 475 amino acids. Gene Ontology annotation, biological process: macroautophagy. NCBI's taxonomy places the organism in Eukaryota, Fungi, Ascomycota, Eurotiomycetes, Chaetothyriales, Cyphellophoraceae. Gene Ontology annotation, cellular component: fungal-type vacuole membrane. The record is from RefSeq and is a predicted model, not a curated record. The transcript has a single exon.
AUGAAGUCCAUCUCUGUACUCGGCCUCGCGGCCGCAGCCUCUGCCUUUAUCAUUCCUGAUCAGGAGACGCUCAAGUCCCUGACAGUCGAGCCAGAACACGAUUCCCAUCCUUUCUGGGAUAAUAUCCCCUGUGCAGAGCGAAUCUGGGAAGAUCUUGAGACCAAGUUCGAUCAGGCCACCGACGCAGCCAAGCAGUACUAUGAUGAGGCUGUCGACUUCACCUACGACACUGCUGUGGAAUACGGCGAGAAGUUUGAACAUGCCUUCGCUGGCCAGUCAUGGCUUGAUUCUGCUCAAGACGAUGUCGAUGUUUUCGAUAAACCGCCCCAUGAUGGCCCGCCGCAUCACGGCCCACCCCGCCAUCGUCGUCCUCACCACCCUCCUCACCACGGUCCUCCCAAUCAGACGGUAUAUGAAUUGAUCUCAAAGAGCAAGUACACAACCAAACUGGCCAAGGCUAUCGACGAGUUCCCAGAUCUGGUCAAACUGUUGAACGGCACCACUGCCAACUUCACUGUCUUUGCUCCCACCGACCAUGCUUUUGAGAAGAUCCCCAAGCACGCUCCUAAGCCGCCCAAGGAGUUCCUCAAGAAGCUACUCACCUACCAUGUUUCCCCCGAGUUCUAUCCGGCUGGCAGAGUUCUGUCGUCUCGCACUAUUCCCACUGCCCUCGAGGCCGAGGGCAUUGGUGGCAACCCGCAGCGUCUAGCCACCGAGAUCAGCUUCCGUGGUCUGACUGUCAACUUUUACUCCAGGAUUGUCGCCAUCGACAUUUUUGGAACCAACGGUGUUAUCCAUGGCAUCGACAGUAUCCUUCUGCCUCCGCCCAAGGUUGUCACCAUCAUUGAAGCUCUUCCUGGCGAGUUUAGCACUCUUGAUCUUGCUCUCACUAAGACUGGACUACUGGAAAAGUUCAACGACACUUCUCUGCAUGAGGGUGGAACUCUUUUUGCACCCUCCAAUGGAGCUUUCCAGCGUCUUGGCCCCCGGAUCAACGCCUUCCUGUUCAGUAGUUAUGGACUCAAGUAUCUCAAGGCCUUGAUCAAGUAUCACAGCGUGCCCGACAUUACUCUCUACAGCGACGCCAUUUACAAGGCCAAAAAGGAAGAUAGUCCUCGUCAUGGACCACCCAAAGGCUUCUUCCACAUCGACUUGCCCACAGCUCUCAAGGACAAGUCUCUCAGUGUGGACAUUGCCCGGUACGGCCGUCUCAUCACCAUCAAGAUCAACGGUUUCUCGCGAGUUGCUGUUCCUGAUGGUAUCGCCUACGAUGGAGUGAUUCACGUUCUGCCCAAUGUUCUCAUUCCUCCCAAGACUCCUGGUGGCGCUGGCGUUGCUGACGAUGACAUGGAGCUCGAGGAGUUCAAGGCGAGGAUGGCACCUCUUCUAGACAACUCCGACCUGGAUGAGAACGACCUGGAACUGUAA